Molecule: messenger RNA, 4457 nt
Organism: Apodemus sylvaticus (European woodmouse)
Lineage: Eukaryota; Metazoa; Chordata; Mammalia; Rodentia; Muridae
Gene: Trim36
Product: tripartite motif containing 36
Exons: 10
Coding region: 263-2416 (717 amino acids)
Molecular function (GO): zinc ion binding; protein binding
Source: RefSeq, a predicted model, not a curated record
GCCGCCGCAGCCGGCAGCGGGGCGUCAUUCGCGGCUCCCGGGGCCCUCGCAGGGAGCAACCGCACUCUCCCGAGCCCGUGCUUUCGCCUGCGCCGGCCAGUCCCACGCCGCGUGGCCCGCUGGCCGGAUCUGGCUGACCAGCUUGCCCUCCGGUCUGACCCGAGGCUCCCGAGCCGCCGCAGGGACUCUCCCACACGACCCUGCUGGGGCCGGCUGCGCCUGUAAGGACUCCGUGGUUGAUGUCACCCGGCGGAGGGCUGCGAUGGAGGGGGAUGCCUCAGACUCUCAGGUGACUAUUAAGAAUAUCGAAAAGGAGCUUAUUUGCCCAGCAUGCAAGGAACUGUUUACACACCCGCUGAUCCUUCCCUGCCAGCACAGCGUCUGCCAUAAGUGUGUGAAAGAACUUUUACUGUCUCUUGAUGACUCAUUCAACGAUGUGGCGUCAGACAGCUCUAAUCAGAGCAGCCCCCGACUCCGGCUCACCUCCCCUAGCAUGGAUAAAAUUGACAAGAUUAACAGACCAGGCUGGAAGCGUAACUCACUGACCCCGAGAACAACCACGUUCCCUUGUCCUGGCUGUGAGCAUGAUGUGGAUCUUGGAGAACGAGGAGUCAGUGGUCUGUUUCGAAAUUUCACUUUGGAAACAAUUGUGGAGAGAUACCGGCAGGCCGCUAGGGCAGCCACAGCCAUUAUGUGUGACCUGUGUAAACCACCACCCCAGGAAUCUACAAAGAGCUGCAUGGAUUGCAGUGCAAGCUACUGCAAUGAAUGCUUCAAAAUUUAUCAUCCCUGGGGCACUGUAAAAGCCCAGCAUGAGUAUGUGGGCCCCACUACUAACUUCAGACCCAAGAUUUUAAUGUGCCCAGAACAUGAGACAGAGAGAAUAAACAUGUACUGUGAACUGUGCAGAAGGCCGGUUUGCCACCUCUGUAAGUUGGGUGGGAAUCAUUCCAAUCACCGGGUAACCACCAUGAGCAGUGCCUACAAAACCUUAAAGGAGAAACUUUCAAAAGACAUUGAUUACCUUAUUGGUAAGGAAAGCCAGGUGAAAAGUCAAAUUUCUGAACUAAACUUGCUAAUGAAAGAAACAGAGUGCAACGGAGAGAGGGCGAAGGAAGAAGCGCUGGCACAUUUUGAAAAGCUCUUUGAAAUCCUGGAAGACAGGAAGUCGUCUGUUCUGAAAGCCAUCGAUGCCUCUAAGAAACUAAGACUGGACAAAUUCCACACUCAAAUGGAAGAGUACCAAGGCCUUCUAGAGAAUAACGGGCUUGUGGGAUACGCUCAGGAAGUGCUGAAGGAGACGGAUCAGUCUUGCUUUGUGCAGACGGCGAAGCAGCUCCAUCUCAGAAUACAGAAAGCUACAGAAUCCCUGAAGAGCUUCAGACCUGCAGCCCAGGCUUCUUUUGAAGACUAUGUCGUUAACAUAUCGAAACAAACAGAGGUGCUUGGAGAAUUGUCCUUUUUCUCCAGUGGCAUAGACAUUCCUGAAAUCAACGAGGAACAGAGUAAAGUGUACAAUAAUGCCUUGAUAGACUGGCGCCAUCCAGAAAAGGACAAAGCCGACAGCUAUGUUCUCGAAUACCGCAGGAUUAACAGAGACGAAGAAAUGAUAUCAUGGAAUGAGAUAGAAGUUCACGGCACAAGUAAAGUCGUCUCCAACCUUGAAAGCAACAGUCCCUAUGCGUUCCGCGUGAGAGCUUACAGGGGUUCUAUCUGCAGCCCCUGCAGCAGAGAACUGAUUCUGCAUACUCCUCCAGCUCCAGUUUUCAGUUUCCUGUUUGAUGAGAAGUGUGGCUACAAUACUGAGCAUCUCUUGCUGAACCUGAAGCGAGACCGUGUGGAGAGCAGAGCGGGCUUCAACGUCCUCCUGGCUGCGGACCGCAUCCAAGUGGGCCAUUACACAAGCUUAGAUUACAUCAUCGGAGAUGUGGGAAUCACGAAGGGUAAACACUUCUGGGCCUGCCGCGUGGAACCGUAUUCAUACCUGGUGAAAGUGGGAGUUGCUUCCAGUGACAAACUGCAAGAGUGGCUGCGCUCUCCCCGGGACGCAGCUAGUCCAAGAUACGAACAGGACAGUGGGCAUGACAGCGGAAGUGAGGACGCCUGUUUUGAUUCUUCACAACCGUUUACAUUAGUUACUAUAGGCAUGAAGAAAUUUUUUAUACCCAAGUCACCUACUUCUUCUAAUGAACCCGAAAACAGAGUUCUCCCCAUGCCAACCAGUAUAGGGAUUUUCCUCGACUGUGAUAAAGGCAAAGUGAGCUUCUAUGAUAUGGACCACAUGAAAUGCCUGUAUGAGCGCCAGGUGGAUUGUUCGCAUACCAUGUAUCCAGCAUUUGCUUUAAUGGGCAGUGGAGGAAUUCAGCUUGAGGAAACCAUCACAGCGAAGUAUCUGGAAUAUGAAGAGGACGUGUAGCUUGGACCCCCACGUGACGAGGAUAAGAACUGUGAACAAAGCCAUGCCUUGGUGUUAUAACUAAUUACAUAUCAUUUACGUCUCUGUCACCACACCUGUUUGUACUGUGUGAUUCAUUGUUUUGUCUUGUCCUGCUUUGACACACAGGGUUUUUCUGUGUAGUCUAGGCUGGUCUCAAACUGUUCUGUUAUAGCCUCUGGAGGGCUGGGAUUAUAGGCAGUCACCACCAUACCCAGCUAGUGUAUGAUUCUUAAAACUCAGAAGGACUUCACAACCUUGUCUCUUGCAUGUCAUGGUCAUACCUUUUACAAAUUGUGGGAGUGGAGACUUUCUAUCUUAACUAGUCUGUGAUAGAUAACUUUACAAUGGAAGUCCUCCUCUUUGGGCACAGGGACUCUAAUUGAUGUAAGUCAGCUAUGGUGGGAUUAUUCAUGUCCCUUUGUUUGGGGGCUGGGGUGGGAUACAAAGUAUUUAUUGUGGUUCUUUGUGCUUGUUUUUUUCUUUUCUUUUCAUUUUGUAUCAUGUUCAUGUCCAAAGAUAAGAUAUUUUUUAAAUGCUUAUUGAUAGAAAUUAGUACUAAGCCAUGUGUCUUGCAUUUGAUGGUAAUAGGAAAAUAAAUUUAUAGAUAGGUAAAUGAUGAAGGCCAUAAAAUGGUGUAUAUUUAAGUAGAAAAUUACAUAUUUUAAAGUGUGUAACUACUGAGCGUAUAUUGCCUGGCAAAUGAAUACUGCUUUUUUCCCUGUAGACCACAGACUGUAUUGGUAAGGACAUCUCUAAGAGUGUCCUUGUAGUACUGCCCAUUGUCUGGCACAUGUGACAAGCAUUGUUUCUUAUAGGAAACACAGGGUUCUUGAACCCGUGCAACUUUUCACUACAAUAUAAUUUUUUUCCAGGAAAUUUUAUCUUCAAAUUUUCUUACUUUAGAAAAUAUUCUUAUUUAUAGCAAAGGAUUAUUUUUCAGAGGUACUAGGGAGGAUGGACUGAUAAUGAACACCUGUCUUUUUGUGUCUUGUGAAUUUUAUGGUUUUGGUACAUAUGUUUUCUGGCUUUUGUUUACAAUCUGAGAAGUUCACUGUCCAUCUUCAGCAGCAUUGAAAUACCAGACAUGUUACAUGUUACUACUGUCCAGCUGGAUGGCAUGAAAUACCAGACAUGUUACAUGUUACCACUGUCCAGCUGGAUGGCAUUGAAAUACCAGACAUGUUACAUGUUACUACUGUCCAGCUGGAUGGCAUUAUUUGUGGGCUCACUGUGGGUCAUAAGCAUUUGUAGUGUGAAUCAGUAAAAUACAUGAUUCCUUAGAAAUAAUAGUGAAAAUCACAAGGAUGUGUCUAGUCAGUUUUUAUACCUUUUCUACACUGGAUAUUAAUUUCUGUAAGAUUAUCUUCCAGUUAUUUGAAUUUUCUUUCUAAAAGUUAAAAUGUCCAGACACUAAGACUUACAUGUUUUCAGCACUGAUCAGGUAUGGAAUGUUAACAUUUUAAUAGCAUAACCAAAGCUGCUUAUUUUAUUUGAUUAUUUUUAAUGGAAGCCUGUUAGGCCAAUCACACUGCGUCUGACCCAGUACUGACUGACACACCCUUACGCUCCUGUAGAAAGGUCUGGAGGAUUUGUGUUUAGUGACUGUCCUUCCCUCCCAUUUAUAUCUAGCACUUUAUGACAUAGGAAACGGAGAGAAUGUGCAGUGUUACCUCGGUCAUUGUGCAAUAAAGCUGCUAAGGUCUCCACGCGUGUGGGUUAGUGCGGUACUCAAUACUCUGUAAGCACAUGUCCUGUAGACAUUUUAAAACUUAAAGCUUUAACAGGAGUUAGAGAAAGAAGCUGUCCAAACACUGUAUCACGGUAUAGAAAUUGCUUAGUGGAAUUUCAUUUUUUAAUAAUAAAUAAGUAAGUAAAGGGAAGCCAAGUGUAGUUAUUCAAAUCUGCACUCUAGGGGGUUUUACUCUGCAUUGUGGGAAACGAAAGAAACCACUUACUUUAUAAGAUGCUUUGUGGCACAUGUUCAUUUUUUUUUUAAUUAAAAAAGGUUUAUUCUUAAGUA